AUGUCAUGGUUCCCUGAAACGGAUAUUGGGGAUUCUGAGGAUGCGUGCAGAAGGACCCCGAGUGGGAAGACACCGCUUGUCCCCAAAAGAGACGUCAAGCCGGACAGCCCACCGAGCAUAGAUUGCGAAUCCCACAACAUCGGCGACUUGGCGGAUCCUGGAGAACUCAAGGAGUUGGCUUCUGGCAGUGAAAACCCCCACGGCAGAGAGGUUGGCAAGGAGGAUGCGGUGAAGCCCUGUGACUCCCCGAAGGAGGAAGGCAAAGAAAAGACGCAGCCCCAGAAAACACAGUGUACGAAUUUGCUUGAUUUUCGAUGGCUGCAGGAGAAGGAAGAGGAAGAGGGUCGCCUCCAAGAGGACUCUGGCACCGCCCCAGAAGAUGUUAGUAGCAAAGGGCUGCCCAACAAGAAUUCAUCUGGUGAUGCUCAGGAGGGGCUGUGGCCCCCACCUGGAGACAACACUGAGGAGCCCAGAGUGCAAGAGCCCGAUGGUCCAGAAGGCAGCUCUGUGGAUCACGAAGCUUACUACCUGUGCGAUGAGGCCAUGCUCCUGCAAGACUCCAGCGCCUCCCUGGGCUAUUUCCCCUGCUACCGGACCUACAUCGAGUUCCCCCGCUACCAGCCCCCCGGCCACCCCCAGGACAAAGGGAGCGGCCCCUCACGGGUGGGCAGGAGGAAGAUCCCCCAAGAGGUGCAGGGCCCCCAGAACAGCCCACUGCUGCCCACGGCCAAAGACAGCAGGAAGUGUCCCCAGAAGAGGAAGCACAGAGGGGUCUCGGUGGAGGAGAAGGGUCAGGCCAAGCCCACAGAGCUGAAGCCGCUCUUGCAGGACCAGCGCACCCUGCCCCCGAGCCCAGAGGGAAAGACAGGACCCCACAUUGUGUGCUGCCACAGCGCGGAGGUUGCGGGAGAGAGGAACCAGGUCGGGCCAGUGAAGGGAAGAGGGAAAGAGAUCCCCCAACGGGGAUCAACUGCUCAGAGUCACACCUCGGUCACGGAAACCACCGCCGCCACCACCCCAUUGGAGCCCCGCAAGCCUCCUUCCCACCUCAGCUUCCAUUCCAUCAUCUCCUGGGUUUGGAAGAUCUUCAGGAAACCGUCAUCGUCGCAACCGCAACCCAGCACCAGCAGCAGGACGGACGCAGGGAGGAGGCCGCCGGCCAGUUGCCUAAGACUGUGGAUCACACAGUACCGUGGCCGCGUCCACCCACAGCCACCUUGACACCAAUGCCCCACUUCUGAAAGGAGUCAGCGCUUUGGGCCAAGUUGGGGGGACAAGUGGAAUAUAUUCCAGAAAUCGAUCAUUUCCAUUAAAAUUUCCUCUUUAUGCAAAACAAAGAAGGAGAAAUAUUCCACAUUGCCACAUAGGUGCUGCCAGAGGGUGGUGAGGUGGGACGUUGGCAAGGGUGUUCAUAUCAAUGUAGCUGUCUCUAUACUGCAUGUGGGCCCAACAGGAUGUUGGUGGGGAUUUCCUGGUUUUCACUCCACCUUUUUCUGUGAGCGUAUCCCGCCUCUUCCACUUUGGGAGUGGCCGUGCUGGGAGUGCACGAGGAGCUGGUGCUACCACAGAAUUUGGAUCUUUCGAUGGCAUGCUGUCUCUGCAUGCCUGCAUAUGCACAUGCAAAUUUAUUUUCUAUACAU
Rhineura floridana is the source of this 1640-nucleotide messenger RNA. RefSeq lists its product as uncharacterized. NCBI's taxonomy places the organism in Eukaryota, Metazoa, Chordata, Lepidosauria, Squamata, Rhineuridae. The transcript is spliced from 6 exons. The record is from RefSeq and is a predicted model, not a curated record. The coding region runs from base 1 to 1221 and encodes 406 amino acids.